Molecule: messenger RNA, 810 nt
Organism: Pelobates cultripes (western spadefoot toad)
Lineage: Eukaryota; Metazoa; Chordata; Amphibia; Anura; Pelobatidae
Source: the annotation of a GenBank genome assembly
AUGGCAUCAAGGAAAGGCCAAGAUAACAAACAGCUUACCAAGAGAGACAGAGAAAAGAAACAAGAAGGCAAGACUGAUAGGAGGCUCUCCUUUUCAGCGCCGUUGCUAACACAGAAACAGGAAAUAGACCAUCAGAAUGUUUCGGACUCUUCAUCUCAAUCACCCAAAGAAUCUGAGAAUCUGUCACCAAAGAGUCUACCAAAAAGGAAACUGACCUCUAAAGAUUAUAGCUCCAAAGAAUUACAUAGCUAUCUUGAGUCCUGCUUUGAACGACAAUUAGACAAGAUUAAGAAUGGGAUCCAUGAAGGUCUUAUGGAAUUUAAAACGGAGUUAAUACAGCUGGAAAAAAAAUUUAAGCAAAAUGAAGAAAAAUUAGAAGCUCUGGAAUUCCAGCAAGUCUCUGCAGAUGACAAUAUGAGAAAAGCAAAUCAAAAAAUAGCUGAAUUGGAACUCAAAAUUGCAGAUCUUGAAGAUAGGUCUCGACGUAAUAAUUUAAGAAUCCGCGGUAUUCCAGAAUCUGUUAAUAAUGAUAUACUGCAAGACCAUAUAACGGAGCUCUUAGUGCAAUUAGGCAUUCAAAUGACAAAUCCAUUGAAUUCUCUGGAAAGAUGCCAUAGAAUUAUGAAACCAGAUUUUGUGGCGCAAGGCGAGCCUAGAGACGUAAUGAUCUGCUGCUCGACAUAUAAAAUGAAAGAACAAGCCUUAAAAGCAGCUAAACUCAUUAAACUGAAUGAUCCAUACACUAAUAUCAUAAUUUUUCCGGAUAUUUCAUAUUAUACUAGGGCUAAAAGAAAACCGUUUGCAUUAUAA